Messenger RNA from Acanthamoeba castellanii str. Neff, 663 nucleotides. RefSeq names its product polyubiquitin, putative. Gene Ontology annotation, biological process: protein ubiquitination; modification-dependent protein catabolic process. Gene Ontology annotation, molecular function: ubiquitin protein ligase binding; protein tag activity. The transcript has 2 exons. Gene Ontology annotation, cellular component: nucleus; cytoplasm. The coding region runs from base 1 to 663 and encodes 220 amino acids. Lineage: Eukaryota; Discosea; Longamoebia; Acanthamoebidae. The record is from RefSeq and is a predicted model, not a curated record.
AUGCAGAUCUUCGUGAAGACCCUCACCGGCAAGACCAUCACCCUCGAGGUCGAGUCGAGCGACACCAUCGAGAACGUGAAGCAGAAGAUUCAGGACAAGGAAGGCAUCCCUCCCGACCAGCAGCGUCUUAUCUUCGCCGGAAAGCAGCUCGAGGACGGCCGCACGCUCGCCGACUACAACAUCCAGAAGGAGUCCACGCUCCACCUCAUCUUUGUCAAGACCCUUACCGGCAAGACGAUUACUCUCGAGGUCGAGUCGAGCGAUACCAUCGAGAACGUGAAGCAGAAGAUCCAGGACAAGGAGGGUAUCCCCCCUGACCAGCAGCGUCUCAUCUUCGCUGGCAAGCAGCUCGAAGACGGCCGUACGCUCGCCGACUACAACAUCCAGAAGGAGUCCACGCUCCACCUCGUCCUCCGCCUUCGUGGUGGUAUGCAGAUCUUCGUCAAGACGCUGACCGGUAAGACGAUCACCCUCGAGGUCGAGAGCUCGGACACGAUCGAGAAUGUGAAGCAGAAGAUCCAGGACAAGGAGGGCAUCCCUCCCGACCAGCAGCGCCUGAUCUUCGCCGGCAAGCAGCUCGAGGACGGCCGCACCCUCGCCGACUACAACAUCCAGAAGGAGUCCACCCUCCACCUCGUGCUCCGUCUCCGUGGCGGCAACUGA